Molecule: messenger RNA, 3676 nt
Organism: Musa acuminata subsp. malaccensis (wild Malaysian banana)
Lineage: Eukaryota; Viridiplantae; Streptophyta; Magnoliopsida; Zingiberales; Musaceae
Source: RefSeq, a predicted model, not a curated record
AGGUUUUGAUUCGAUCUCCGCCUGCAGCCGAAGCCGCUGCAGCAGCUGAGCGGGCAAAUCUGCCAGAUCUGCGGCGACGACGUCGGCCGCACCGUCGACGGGGAUCUCUUCGUCGCCUGCAACGAGUGCGCCUUCCCCAUUUGCAUGUACUUGCUACGAGUACGAGCGCCGGGAGGGCAACCAGGUUUGCCCCCAGUGCAAGACCAGGUUCAAGCGGCUCAAGGGGUGUCCUCGUGUGGCUGGUGAUGAAGAAGAGGAUAACAUUGUGAUCUUGAGAAUGAAUUCAACUUCGUCAGGGGAGAUAAGCAGGACUCACAGUACAUAGCUGAGGCCAUGCUGCAGGCCCACAUGAGUUAUGGCCACCAGGGUGACAUCAACACGCCUUAUGUGGUUCAUACUGUGCCUCAAGUCCCUCUCCUCACCAAUGGCGAGAUGGUUGAUGACAUUCCUCCAGAACAGCAUGCUCUCGUUCGUUCAUUCAUGGGUGGUGGAGGGAAAAAGAUUCAUCCGCUUCCCUUUUCAGAUCCCAAUCUUUCAGGUAUUCCAGAUUCUGCACUACCAAUAGGAUAUUCUGCUCAUGUGCACCUUAGAUCCUUGGAUCCUUCUAAGGAUCUCUUGACCUACGGAUAUGGAAGCGUGGCUUGGAAGGAGCGGAUGGAGAAUUGGAGGCAAAAGCAAGAGAAAAUGCACAAGAUGAGGAAUGAUGGUGGUAGUAAAGGUUGGAAUAAUGAUAACGAGGAACCUGAUUUACCACUAAUGGAUGAAGCAAGACAACCAUUGUCAAGAAAGCUGCCAGUUCCUUCUAGCCAAAUAAAUCCGUACAGAAUGAUCAUCAUAAUUCGUCUCGUAGUUGUUGGGUUCUUCUUCCAUUACCGUAUCACCAACCCUGCAACUGAUGCAUAUCCAUUGUGGUUUAUAUCCGUCAUCUGUGAAAUCUGGUUUGCUAUUUCAUGGAUUCUUGAUCAGUUUCCCAAGUGGCUGCCAAUUGAAAGGGAAACCUAUCUUGAUAGAUUGUCAUUAAGGUAUGAAAAAGAAGGGCAACCUUCUCAACUAUCUCCUAUAGACAUAUUUGUGAGUACAGUUGAUCCAAUGAAGGAACCCCCUUUAAUCACUGCAAACACUGUUCUCUCAAUUCUAGCUGUAGAUUAUCCUGUAGAAAAAGUAUCCUGCUAUGUUUCUGAUGAUGGUGCUGCUAUGCUGACAUUUGAAGCAUUAUCAGAAACAUCUGAAUUUGCAAAGAAAUGGGCUCCUUUCUGUAAGAAAUUCAAUAUUGAGCCUCGUGCACCUGAAUGGUAUUUUCAGCAGAAGAUAGAUUAUCUAAAGGAUAAGGUCCAUCCUUCAUUUAUCAAGGAACGAAGAGCAAUGAAGAGGGAAUAUGAGGAAUUUAAGGUACGAAUAAAUGCACUGGUUGCAAAAGCACAAAAGGUACCAGAAGAAGGUUGGACGAUGCAGGACGGAACACCAUGGCCUGGAAAUAAUGUCCGUGACCAUCCAGGCAUGAUUCAGGUCUUUUUGGGGCAAAGUGGUGGGCAUGAUGUGGAAGGGAAUGAACUACCACGUUUGGUUUAUGUCUCUAGAGAAAAGAGGCCAGGUUUUAAUCAUCACAAAAAGGCUGGCGCCAUGAAUGCUUUGGUUAGAGUCUCUGCUGUACUUACAAAUGCACCUUAUUUGUUGAACGUGGACUGUGAUCACUACUUCAACAAUAGCAAGGCAAUACGAGAGGCAAUGUGCUUCAUGAUGGAUCCACUUGUAGCAAAAAAAGUGUGCUAUGUGCAGUUCCCCCAGCGGUUUGAUGGUAUUGAUCGACAUGAUCGCUAUGCUAAUCGGAACAUAGUGUUUUUCGAUAUCAAUAUGAAAGGUUUGGAUGGGAUUCAAGGACCCAUUUAUGUCGGCACUGGAUGUGCAUUUAGAAGACAGGCACUUUAUGGAUAUGAUGCUCCAAAGUCAAAGAAGCCACCAACGAGGACUUGCAAUUGCUGGCCUAAGUGGUGCUGCUGUGGAUGCUGUUGUUCUGGCAGAAGGAAGAAGAAAACAGCAAAAGCUAAACAGGAAAAGAGAAGGAAUAGUUCUUGGAGAGGCGAUAAUGGAGCACCAGUGCUUGCACUGGAGGGAAUUGAAGAUGGCAAGCAAGGAAAUGAGAAUGACAAACAAAAGCUGAUGUCUGAACAGAAGCUAGAAAAGAAAUUUGGACAGUCUCCUGUUUUUGUGGCAUCUACUCUCCUCGAGAAUGGUGGAACACUAAAAGGUGCUACUCCGGCAUCAUUAUUAAAGGAAGCAAUUCAUGUUAUUAGCUGUGGUUAUGAAGAUAAGACGGACUGGGGAAAAGAGAUUGGAUGGAUCUACGGCUCAGUGACUGAAGAUAUAUUAACAGGAUUUAAAAUGCAUUGCCAUGGGUGGAGAUCUAUAUACUGCAUACCAGGAAGACCUGCAUUCAAAGGUUCCGCACCUCUGAAUCUUUCAGAUCGUCUCCACCAGGUCCUUAGGUGGGCUCUUGGGUCUGUGGAAAUUUUCUUAAGCAAACACUGUCCUCUUUGGUAUGGAUACCGAGGUGGGCUUAAAUGGUUGGAACGGCUUUCGUACAUUAAUGCUACUGUUUAUCCAUGGACAUCAAUUCCUCUUUUGGCCUACUGCACCUUGCCUGCUGUUUGCUUGCUAACUGGAAAAUUCAUCACCCCAGAGCUUAGCAAUGUGGCAAGUCUUUGGUUCCUGUCACUUUUCAUUUGUAUCUUUGCAACGAGCAUCCUGGAAAUGAGAUGGAGUGGUGUUGGCAUUGAUGACUGGUGGAGGAAUGAGCAAUUUUGGGUCAUCGGAGGUGUUUCCUCACAUCUUUUUGCGGUGUUUCAGGGGCUUUUAAAGGUCCUUGCAGGUAUAGACACCAAUUUCACAGUGACAACAAAGGCAGGUGAUGAUGAAGAGUUCUCCGAGUUGUACACAUUCAAAUGGACCACUUUGCUCAUUCCUCCUACAACUUUGCUUAUCGUGAACUUCAUCGGUGUGGUAGCUGGUGUCUCUAAUGCAAUCAACAACGGAUAUGAAUCCUGGGGACCUCUGUUUGGGAAACUCUUUUUCUCCUUCUGGGUGAUCGUUCACCUGUAUCCUUUCCUCAAAGGUCUUGUUGGUCGGCAGAACCGGACACCUACAAUUGUUAUUGUCUGGUCCAUUCUCCUUGCUUCAAUUUUCUCUCUGCUGUGGGUACGGAUUGAUCCAUUCCUUCCAAAAUCAGAUGGCCCCCUUCUGGAGGAGUGUGGAUUAGACUGCAAUUGAGCACCAAAAAAUAGCUACACAACCUUUGCAUCUGUGUACAAAUGGAGUUGUGCAUUUAUUUAGAUAGAAAGAUGGCAUGCUGCAUUCUAUCCCCUUUAAUGCUACUCUAGCUUUGGACUUUUACCAUGGAAGUGGGACGUGGGCAUAGCCUUGCAUUGCUUUGUUCGUGUACUACUGCAGUUGAACUCUACAUUGAUUCAUCCUGGUACUGAGGAAGCCUCAUCAAAUGUUGAGUUGGUUAAUUCGGUUUCCCCUUUUCUGGGGUAUGUUUAUUCUCGCUAUCUCUUGUAAUACGGAAUGAUUGAUUAAAGACAAGUUUUAUAGUGUACGUCAUCUAAUAAUGUCAUUUUCUGUACUCUGUCGUGUACCAAUGUAUUAACCCCAAAUGGGGACUUAAGUGCUGGCUUCUUGC